This is a messenger RNA of Polyodon spathula (Mississippi paddlefish), 2153 nucleotides long. RefSeq names its product transcription factor Sox-7-like. The record is from RefSeq and is a predicted model, not a curated record. Bases 154 to 1254 code for a protein of 366 amino acids. Gene Ontology annotation, molecular function: RNA polymerase II cis-regulatory region sequence-specific DNA binding; DNA-binding transcription factor activity, RNA polymerase II-specific. The transcript is spliced from 3 exons. Gene Ontology annotation, biological process: anatomical structure morphogenesis; cell differentiation; regulation of DNA-templated transcription. NCBI's taxonomy places the organism in Eukaryota, Metazoa, Chordata, Actinopteri, Acipenseriformes, Polyodontidae.
UUAAAACCAGAGGAAGGCGUGAAUCAGUCUUUAAGGAGCGCACAACUGCACACAAAUACAGAAUCUGCUGAAGAAACAUCUUCGUAUCACCUGCAAAGCACUGCGCAUAAGACAGGCGAAUACGGGAUUGUCUGAUAAACGGAGCGCGCACAGAUGGCUGCUCUGAUUAGUGUCUACUCGUCGUGGCCGGAGAGUUUCGAACGCUCGCCCGGAGAAGAGGACCUCUCAGAUGGACUCACCUCUCAGAGAUCCCCGGGGGACAAGGGUUCAGAGCCCCGCAUCAGGAGACCCAUGAACGCAUUCAUGGUUUGGGCUAAAGAUGAAAGGAAAAGACUGGCAGUCCAGAAUCCAGACCUUCAUAAUGCUGAACUCAGCAAAAUGUUGGGAAAGUCUUGGAAAGCCCUGACCCCUUCCCAAAAGAGACCAUACGUGGAGGAAGCUGAAAGGCUGAGGGUACAGCACAUGCAGGACUACCCCAAUUACAAGUACAGACCACGGAGGAAGAAGCAACUGAAGCGUAUCUGCAAGCGAGUCGACCCCAGCUUCCUGCUUAACAACCUUUCUCCGGAUCAGAACUCCAUCCCGGACAACCGUAGACCAGGCGUGGACAAGGAGGAGGAAAAUGGCUACUCCUCCAGUCCAGGUCUCCCCACCAUCAGAAGUUUUAGGGCGCCUCCAAGCUCUAACGGCAGCUUCGAUACUUACCCAUAUGGGCUGCCCACCCCACCUGAAAUGUCACCGUUGGACCACAUAGACCAUGACCCAUCCUUCUACUCCUCCUCUUGCCCUGAAGAAGCUCAUCCCUAUGUGAAUGGGAAUACCUACCUUCCUGAAUACAUCCACAGCUCCAUCCAGUGUGGUGGCCAUCUGGGUCAAAUGCCCAUGUCUCAAGCAGGGUCGACCAUGGCCUCUGCUUCCAGCUGUCAACCGCCGCUCUCUUACUACAGCCCACCUUAUAACUCCAUGCACCACCACAUCCAAAGCCAUCUGGGCCAACUGUCCCCACCUCCUGAUCACCAAAAUCUGGAGACCUUGGAUCAGAUCAGCCAAGCAGAUCUAUUAGGAGAGGUGGACAGGAAUGAGUUUGACCAGUAUUUAAACUCAACAGGCCACCCAGAUCACAAUGGGAUGACCAUCACUGGACACAUCCAGGUCACUCCAACAGCUUGUACCAACAGUUCUUCAGAAACCAGUCUCAUCUCCGUGCUGGCUGAUGCUACAGCAGCUUAUUACAACAACUACGGUAUCUCGUAAACCAUACAAGUACUACUAAGACACAAACAUUUCGAUCCAUCUAAACAGCUCAGUAUUUCUGCCACAGGCAGAGAAAGAGUGGUAUAAGACACCUACAGUAGUGAAUGGACAUCUCAGGGCUGCACGGACAAAACACAAUAAAAUGAAUCAUUUCUUUUAUAUUUGUGUUGGUAAUAAGCUCUCCUCUGUACUAAACAAGUUUAUGGAACUGGUUUGUGUUGACUGUCAUUGUUGCCUGUAUAGAAGCUGUUAAACCUAUUUAAUGUGUUUACAUAAUUGCAUUUUGAUUGUCUUGAAUUUACUUUUGUUGCUGUUGUUGUUGUUGUUGUUGUUGUUGUUGUUGUUGUCCUUGCAGUUUGGGCUUAUGUCUGUAUUACGUGAAUGACUUCCUCUCUUUGUAAAUCUUCCUGCUCAAUGUAAGAAAAUGUCCAUGCUGCAUUCAUUUUGGUGUAAUAUGAAGAAAACAUGUUUUAUUGUUAUGGUAGCCUUUUGUUCCUGGGCUUCUAAAUAUUUACUCUUUAAAAAAAAUGUAAAAUAAAGAUUGUUAUUUAGGUUUGAGAAAUGGAUUUAAUUUAAAUAAAAAUAUAAACUUUUAUACACACACAACUGCCCAGUCGUUAAUCUUUUUAUAGUUUAUAUACAAACCCAGGUUCUGCAUUUGCAACUAAUUUAAUUUCACACAUAUCCAUGGGUACAGUGCAAUGUCUUACAGCCUACUUCACCAGCAUUAGUGCUGCCCUAAAUAGGCUUCUUGAGCAAGGUUAACGAGAUCUGGGCUGAGCAAAAAAUACAUAAUUCAUGUCAUCUGCUGUUUAUUACAGUCAAUUCUGUUUACCUCUUCGCAGACAUUGAAGCAGAUGCCCUUAUCCAGGACGAUUUAUAGUUUGUUACAAAAUAUC